Molecule: messenger RNA, 654 nt
Organism: Sporothrix schenckii 1099-18
Lineage: Eukaryota; Fungi; Ascomycota; Sordariomycetes; Ophiostomatales; Ophiostomataceae
Exons: 3
Coding region: 1-654 (217 amino acids)
Source: RefSeq, a predicted model, not a curated record
AUGGACGCCGUCCGCUGGAAAAUUGGAGAUGGCCGCUGGAGACAGUCGCCUAAUCACGGGAAGGACCAAGUGCCAUCCUCCCGGUCUGCAGGAAAGAGCGAAAACGCGAGGCAGGAGCACACUCGGCCUGUCGAGGCAAGAGGAAGGACCAGACGAGAUCCCCCCAGCAUUCCUUCCCAAGCUGGCAGAUCCGCCAGUUUCCUCGGCUCUCCCGCAUGGUCGCCCUGCACACCCAAUUGGCGCGCCUUCCCCAUUAAACCGAAUCUAGACAACCGCUCCGCCGUCCUUUCCACGAGCGGUUUAUCCUCCGUUGCCGGCUCCCGCGACCAGCCGGCAGCCCCCGCCAGCCCACUCCAACCACCAGCUUCGAGCAACAUGGCGGCCUCCGAAGACCAGGGCACCGCCCCUCCGGCCGCUCCUGUUGGUGUAGAGGACAAGGUUGCUACCGAGAAUGCUGCCGUUGAGCAGACCGAGGUCGACGAGGCUGAGCAAGCGGCUGAAGGUACGUCAGACGACUGGAGAUCCAUGCUCGUCCCCGUCACGGACACGCAAAUCGCCGCUGUGCCGAAUUGGCGUGUUUUACUAACCGGCUGUUGUGUGCAGAGUCGCUCUACAACCUCACAAUCGUCCUACCGCACUCGUCCGAGACGCUGA